ACAACUGACAUCAUUUUGAGAAGAGCUGACUAUAAGAAGAGGAAGACUAACUAGAGAAAAGGAAAAGCAGAGACUUGUGUAACUGGAUGUGGGCUGAGAGUCUGGGCAUAACAUUUACACACUACUUUCCAGGCAAUGUCACAGCUACACAUACUGUCAGUCUACACAGUCAAGGAAGGAAAGUGUCAAACUCAGUCCCUCUCUCAACACAUACACAGAACAUAGUCUCUGUGUUUUUCUACAUCAUCAGGAGACAGUCAGGUGGAUCUCUGUGUUUCUGAUCAGCUUAGUCCUUCACAUCACUGCAGGAAAUGAAGGCUGCACCCUGGCUGGUCCUAACAAUCCAUUGCAGGUGAUGACAGCCUACAUUGGGCAGACUGUGCUCCUGCCCUGCUCCUGUCAUGAACCUCAGUUUGAACAUCCCAAAAUCACAUGGUUCUUCUUUAAAAAUGGCAAAGGACCGGAAAUAAAAUUAAACCAGAAUGAUCACUUCAAAGUGAAGAUGUUUAGUGCUGGCACCUUUCCUGGGAAUCUCUCUGUCCUCCUCUCACACUUCAAUGAGGAGGAUCAGGGGGAUAUACAGGUGUCAAAUCACCAACAACCACUACAGGGAUGUUGGACUCAAAGCUAAAGAAUGCACUCUGUCAGGCACUAGUCAGAUUGACUUCACUAUCUACUCAGGCCAGUCUGUCCUCCUGCCCUGCUCCUGCACUGACCCCAAGACUAAACCUAACAGCUUCACAUGGCAUCUCUAUAAAAAAAAAAACAGUGGCUCUUGGGUAACAUUAACCCAGAGUGCCGAAGUGGAGAUAUUUAAUACUGAGAACUCUCCUGGAAACCUCUCUGUCCUCCUCUCACACUUUACCAAGUCGGAUGUGAGACAAUACAGGUGUGGCAUCAACAACGGCCAAUACAGAACUUUCAAUCUCAUUGUUAAAGAGUCAGAGCAACCCAAAACACUCACUACCACCAAACGUCCAACAGUACCUCCACUCAAAACACCCACAACUAAAACAUCCCUACCAACUGCAUCUAAAGGAGGGAAAGGGAGGAAUUCAGGAGAAACUCCAUCUACAUCCCUUGACCCCAAUAAUUUCAUACUGGCUGUUCUACCAGUCAUGCUGAUAAUUGCUGGAGUGGCUCUGUACAUAUACAGGAGGAACAAAGGAGGAUCCAUCAGUGACAUACUCCACCAUCGACCACAUGAAAGGAAAGGGGAAAGCAGCUGUGAGUCUGGAGAGUAGUGGAGAAACAGAGUAUGCCAGCAUCAAGAUAGGCAGAUCCUCCUAGAGCCACUAUACAGUAGGCCUACUACUAUUGGCUCACAGCCCUAUAAUGCAUAUAGCUCUGAUAUUGUGCCCAGUAUCAUGUGGUUUUAUCUGGCACACAUGACUGUAAAUAUAUGUUUCAUCUCCACCUCAGUAAGACAAGAUUAGUGCUUAGCUGUUCACAGGAGAUCAGAUGUUGGCCAACCUAACACUGUAGAGAAGAGAUUAGCAAGAUUGGUGAAGUAACAAGAUGAAAUGUUUGUUUUUGUGUAGCAGAGACAACGAGCCGUAUAUGUCUUAAAGUUUAUUUAGUUCCUUUUUA
Molecule: messenger RNA, 1590 nt
Organism: Coregonus clupeaformis (lake whitefish)
Lineage: Eukaryota; Metazoa; Chordata; Actinopteri; Salmoniformes; Salmonidae
Exons: 6
Coding region: 558-1244 (228 amino acids)
Biological process (GO): negative regulation of T cell proliferation; cell surface receptor signaling pathway; T cell costimulation
Cellular component (GO): external side of plasma membrane
Source: RefSeq, a predicted model, not a curated record